This is a messenger RNA of Struthio camelus australis, 2013 nucleotides long. The record is from RefSeq and is a predicted model, not a curated record. NCBI's taxonomy places the organism in Eukaryota, Metazoa, Chordata, Aves, Struthioniformes, Struthionidae.
UCAUGAGACACGGCUGUCAGACCGUCAUUGCAAGCCGAAGUCUGCAGCGAGUGUUGGAGGCCUCGAAAAAGCUGGUGGCAGCCACAGGCCAGCGAUGCCUACCUCUGUCCCUAGAUGUCAGGCAGCCCCAAACCAUUGUGGCAGCAGUGGAUGAGGCAAUGAAAGAGUUUGAGCGGAUUGACAUCCUUGUAAAUGGUGCUGCAGGAAACUUUCUGUGCCCGGCCAGCGCCCUGUCCUUCAAUGCCUUCAAGACAGUGAUGGAUAUUGACACUGUUGGCACCUUCAACACCUCCAAAGUGCUCUUUGAGAAAUGCUUCCGGGACCGUGGCGGGGUCAUUGUUAACAUCACAGCAACUCUGAGCUACCGAGGGCAAGCCCUUCAGGUGCAUGCUGGUACUGCUAAGGCCGCUAUAGAUGCCAUGACCCGUCACCUUGCUGUGGAGUGGGGACCCAACAAUAUCCGAGUGAACAGUCUGGCACCAGGCCCUAUCACAGGCACGGAGGGCUACCGACGGCUGGGUGGGAAAUUUGCUGAGAAGGCAAGCUACUCUGAGAUGAUCCCCCUCCACCGUGCAGGGAACAAGACGGAGAUCGCCCACAGUGUGCUGUACCUGGCGAGCCCCCUCUCCUCCUAUGUGACAGGCACCACCCUGGUUGUGGAUGGUGGGAGCUGGCUGACCUCUGCCAACAACUUCCCUGCCUUGCUGGGUAUUGCUUCAUCCUCUGCUAAACUCUAGAUGUCUGGGCUGCAGGAGCAAACACAAAUCAAUGAUGGACAGCCUGGGAAUGACUGAUGGACAGGAACGUAACCGAACGCUGCUGCUCUGGGACAUCUCGAGGUCACAUCACCUAGAGACGGAGCUGAUAGCUACUACCUCUCUGACAAGCGACUGUUGAUGGUGACGCUGCUGAUCCUGCCUCUGCUGGGUGGAGGGAGCACCAAGGAUGCUGGGUGGGGAGCAAGCCUAUGCCAAUUCUGUGCCAUUGUUUUCUUCCGAGCUCACAUGGCUGAGACUGCGAGGACAGCAAGGGGUGGGCAGGCUGUGAUGUUUCCUGUCCAGUUUGUGUCCCCCUUCAUGUUGUUCUCCUGGCUUUUCCUGAGUCUCAGGCAGUGCUCCCCCAGGCUAUCCAUCCCCUUCCCAGGCUCUCCCCUGGGUCAGAGACCUGCCUGAGAUACCCAGCAGCAUCCCCUUUUUGGGAAGGCGCGUACUUCAGGCCAUUCUGGGUUGAGCAAAGCCGUGUAAUUUCCCACUGUCACUGCUAGCUGCCAUGUCUGUGCCUUAUCCUUCUGCAGGGAUGAGGCUAGCCUUAGUGCUCAGAGCAUCUCUUGCUUUGUAACAGGAGCUGGCAGUUCUCUGAGGGCAGACAGGGGCCAAGCCCCUUCCUGGCCCCCGGCGGGAGCAGAAAUGGCUUUGUUACCUCCUGUAAUGCUAGGCCAAGAGCAGGUUCCUCGAUGAGGCAGCGGUCUCUUGAGGCUGGCACAGAUGCAGUUGGGAUAGCCAUUAUCCCAGGAAUAGAGAUGGUGUGUGUAGGCCAAAGCCAACCACAGAUGGUUCUGUACUGCUGUGCACAUUGUAGCUCUCUCUCAAGAGACUGGGUGUGCAGCUUGCUGUCAGCCCUGUCUGUCUGUCACGCUAUCUCAUGCUGUCUCCUUUCUUAAUACUUACACUACAGAUGAGGGUAAAUCAAGGGCACGCUGAGGGCUAGCUGAAGUUCAGAUCUUUCUGAACUGGCCACUGAGCUGACAAGCUGCAGGGAGCUGCAGCAGUUCUGCAUUGGGCUGCUGGACGCAAACCUGCCCCCUGUGCUGGAGCCUCGUGAGGUACACACCCAUCGUGUGCUCGUGGGCUCUGCUCUGCAGCGUUCAGUGCCCUGCUGCUGACAGUUUUUAAGCUUCACUUGAAUUCUCUGAAGUCUGAUUUAGAAAACUGCGUUUCCUGCUUGAUUAUAGACUUGACGAGUUUUGCUCCUUCCUCCAGGCCAUGAAUAAAAAACUUCUGUUCUUGACUGUGA